This is a messenger RNA of Triticum turgidum subsp. durum (durum wheat), 585 nucleotides long. NCBI's taxonomy places the organism in Eukaryota, Viridiplantae, Streptophyta, Magnoliopsida, Poales, Poaceae. The record is from the annotation of a GenBank genome assembly.
AUGUUGAUUUCCUGGAAAUCAGGAUCUUGUUUCCGAAAGCCCUUAGAGUUAUUCAAGAUGGAACACAAGGAGGCGGGUUGCCAGCAGCCGGAGGGCCCAAUCCUAUGCGUUAAUAACUGUGGCUUCUUUGGCAGCGCCGCGACCAUGAACAUGUGCUCCAAGUGCCACAAGGAGAUGGUCAUGAAGGAGGAGCAGGCCAAGCUGGCUGCCUCCUCCUUCGAUAGCAUCGUCAACGGUGGCGAUGGUGGGAAAGCACCUGUUGUUGCGGCUGUUGCUGCGAGCGCGGAGGUGGUGGUUGCUCAAGUUGACGUGAAGGCGCUCGUUGUGCAGCCUGCUGCUGAUGUUGCAGGCACCAGCGAAGCUGUUGCCGUGAGCCCCAAGAGGAAGGAGGGGCCCAAUCGGUGCUCAACUUGCAGGAAGAGGGUUGGGCUGACGGGAUUCAACUGCCGAUGUGGUAACAUGUACUGUUCACUGCAUCGCUAUUCCGACAAGCAUGACUGCCAGUUCGACUACCGGACUGCAGCUAGGGAUGCCAUCGCCAAGGCCAACCCGGUGGUGAAGGCAGAGAAGCUCGACAAGAUUUAG